This is a messenger RNA of Puccinia graminis f. sp. tritici CRL 75-36-700-3, 960 nucleotides long. RefSeq lists its product as uncharacterized. The record is from RefSeq and is a predicted model, not a curated record. Bases 1 to 960 code for a protein of 319 amino acids. The transcript has 6 exons. Lineage: Eukaryota; Fungi; Basidiomycota; Pucciniomycetes; Pucciniales; Pucciniaceae.
AUGCGCGCUUAUAAUUGGGUCGUGCAAAUCGGCAUUCUAGCCUGCUCAAGUAGAAUUCAAAUCAUUGUGGGUUUUGAUAGAGAGACCCUCAAACUAGGUUUGGGAAAGACUAUCAUAAACGCCGAUCACAAUUCGAUUGAACCAGGUGAAGCCAGCGACAGGGUUGCAAAUCUAGUUGGAAAGAUUGAUAUAAGCAGAAUCACUCCUGAUAGUCAAGAGCAACAAUGCGGAGAAAGAAGAAAGUGUAACGAAAUAGCUCAUAUAGGCUUGGACCUAAGCUUGGCUGUUUCGCCUCAAACCGCGGAAAGUGGAUCAGGCAAUCAUCAGAACAAGAAGCCCAAACUGGACUUCAGGGCGCGGAGAAGGGUGUCGGUCCUCAGUUCGCAAACUCUAGCUGCUAUCAGCUUAUGGAAAGGAGAUUUGGUGGACCUGACAUUGGAUAAACAGAAAAAGUUUCGGCUUCAAGCUCAUGUGGAAGUUGUGCUGCAAUCGGUGGAAAACCUGUUCCAAAGAGGGACUGCCGACCCCAAUGACUACCACGGCGUAUCUGAGGACGAGGGGAGAUACAAGUCCACCUCUGGACAUCUUUCGAGAAACAAACUCGGCGAUUCGGAAAAAGGAUGGCUCACGGCUAUUGCAGAAGUUGAAGGAAUCUGGGAUGUGAUGGAAAGCCCAAAUAUUUUGCAAGCAAUGUCAAUACUCCACCGGUGGUUUGAUCUAACCAUGGGUGUGUUUUUGAAUUUACAAGAACAUGAAAUCAUCCAAAACUGCUGUCUCUCUCACUUCUUGAACAAGGAGAAUCAAGGCCAAUUCAUCUUGAGUUAUGUCAAGACCAGGUUCUACCCGUUUGACAUCAGUGCUGUAUAUGUGAACUUCAACCAAAAAUUAAGCUUACUUGAGGAUGACUUGAUGAAAAAUAUGAGGCCUGUUUUUCAGUUCAGGAUACUUGGAAAAAGAUAG